Molecule: messenger RNA, 8502 nt
Organism: Naegleria lovaniensis
Lineage: Eukaryota; Heterolobosea; Eutetramitea; Acrasida; Naegleriidae
Exons: 6
Coding region: 1-8502 (2833 amino acids)
Biological process (GO): DNA repair
Molecular function (GO): protein binding; protein serine/threonine kinase activity
Source: RefSeq, a predicted model, not a curated record
AUGUCUUCAUCGAUCAUUAAAACCAUCGUGGAGAAUUUGGGAUCAUCAAAGAUUACCGAGAGAAAGAGAGGUAUUACUGAAUUACGAGAUUUCGUAUCUAGUAACAGAUCGAAUUUAACAAUUCUAGACGAUAAACAGUGGAGUGCCAUCAUUAAACAGCAUCUCCUUCCCUGUAUUGAGACGGAAAUUAAAGCAAAAUCAAACAAAAAGACAAACACUCUCAAAAACGAUGUGGCUCUUCCGACAAAGCAAAUUUUGUUGACUCUCAUUGAAUUUAGUUUGAGCGAUGACCCAGAAGUUGACAAUGCUGAUAAUGCAAGGCCAUAUCUCAUUCAAGCAAAGACGAUCAAAGAAAUUGUACAGUUUAUUCUUUCAAAUUUAAAUUAUGAUGGAGAGAGCAGCAAUGAUGACUCAGAUAGAAGAUAUACAUUUGGCUCUGCUGGCUGUGACAUAUUGAAAGGACUACUACGAAUUAGAAAAUAUUCUUCCAAGAUUACAAGUGAGCUAUUUGAUGAACUUUUGCAAACAUUUGGAGAUUUAUUGAUUGCAUGCUCCUCAAGUCAAACAGAUGCUGCUCAUUAUGCAUCUUGUUUACAACUUUUAGUUCAAGAAUAUUCACGAGAAUUUAAUGAAGACCAAAUCGAAAAAAUAUUAGCACUUUUCGAAGCUUAUUUCAAAGGCAAAAACAACAACUUUGAAAAAGUGCAGCUUCACCUCAUAGAAACUUUGAACAAUUUUUGUGAAAAGCAAGCUCUCAAUAAGAGCGUUGUGUUACGAAAACUCGCAAACAUUAUCUGCUCGUCACUAUUGGAUAUUUAUUUGCAAACAAAUAGCGAACACUUGAAGAUUGAAAUAUGUAAAUUUUUACACACUAUUUUAAAUCUCAGAUACUAUGAUGAAGAUAUAGUUUUCGAAAAAGAUAAUUUAAUGAAAAUAUACUCGGUCCUCAAAGAUAGCCUUAAUCAGACACGAUUCUUUUCUUUUAACAUUAAAAACUUGAGUUCAUUAGAAAUUGACAUCAAAAGAAAGAACAGAGACAUUUAUUUUGAAUUUUGUGCAGAUUGUUUCUACCAAGUAAUGCUCUCACAGGACACGAAAGAGGAAUCAGAUUCACCUCCUCAGAAUCCAAGAGAUGUUGAAGAGUCCCCAGGGUCUAGAAAAAAGAGAAAAAUGUUUUCUGUAAAGGAGGAAAUUUCAUCAGUUGUUAACAAUGACCUACUUUUAGACAAGGAAGAAUUAUCAAAUUGGAUAAGGUUACUGUACACAGCAAUCAACAGAUAUUUUAACCAUUUUUGUCGGAUCUUUGAGUCGUUAACAGACAGACUAUUUUAUAUCAUGAAAGAAAGAAAAGCGAUCGAUGAUGUACAUACUCAUAUUCUGAAGAUUUUCAGAUACUUUAUGCUGAAAAAUGAUAAUAUUUCUAAUGUAUCAUGGCAUAACGAACUACUAUCGUUGCUUAUUAAAUUUAUGAAGACAGAGUGCAGCUAUCUGUUGAAGGAGGUGUUUUCUCUUCUUGCCAUAAUUUUAGAAAAGGUUGACAACAAGAUAGCUUACGAAACAGACUUUAAUUUGCAAGUGCUAAACUCAAAAUAUUUCAAAAAUAGCGAUUUUGUAUGCACUGAGUCAUUGCAUUUACUGUCAUGCCUCUACCAUUUGCAUCAAACUACGAAAAAACUUGUGCUAUUCAAUGAUAAGGAAUCAAUAUUCAAGUGGAUCGGAAAAGCGUUCACUCUGACAGAUAUUGCGGAUAAAGACUGCAAAACCAUUUCAUUUGUGCUCUCCAAUCUAAUUUUAACAGGACUUGGUGACCGCUAUGAACACUUCAAGAAAGCAAUGUAUGAUAUUUAUCUCAAAGACUUCAAGUCAACCCAUUCAUUUUAUAGUUUUCGAGAGAUGCAAAAAGAAUUCUAUUCCCCUGUCAUAGCCACAACAACAAUAUCUACAGACAGUAAUGAAAACACAAAUUUGUUUGUUGAGAGUGACAAUAUGGAACGACUUCUUGAAACAUUCAAUCUAAUUUUAAAGGAAGAUUUGAAAAUUACUUCUCAGGAAUCCAAGGAAACUGUUUGUGCCAAAAUUUGCAAGCUGAUCGACAUUAUUCACACUUUCUUGGGAAUGAUUUUCGAGAAUAAGUUUUUCACGGAAAACAGAGUAUUUUACAAGUAUUAUUUAGACCUUCAGCUAACGUUGAUAAUGAAUUUGAAAGAAGCAUUCAAGUUGAGCAUAGGAGUUCCAUUGUGGGCUACUCUGGCUGAAAAGCUUUCCCAACUUCCUAUCAAGUAUUCUUUGUCCCUAUCCAAAGGUCAAGAGCAAGUUGUUUAUGAAUGGUCAAACCUUUCGUCCGAGGUGCUCAUUCCUCUUGUUUCUGAAGCGAUAGAUAGGUUAAACCAACAUUCUGUUUCUAUUCUCAAACACAGCUCUCAGCACGACGAUAUUGUGAUGUUAGAUGAUGACGAUGAUGAAAGCAUUUCUGUCUCUCUCAAAAAACCAGAAGACAAAAAGUUUAGUCGAAGAAUCGUUUCUGCCACUCUCAAAAUUUUGCAACAUUCUACUGGAGAUUUCUCAGCUUCCCUUAAGGAAAGCAUAACUAAAACGUUGCUGGAUUUAUUCGACAAGUCAAGCGAAGUGUUUCCAAAAUUUGAAAUUUGUAAUUUACUGUUUAAGACUGGUGACGAGCAACUCGUAAGAACUGCAUUGGAGAAGAUACCAAGAGAGAUUGGAGAUAACAACAGCUGGUCUGCAGUGCUUAGACUGUUACAGUCUCUUGACCACCAGUUAGAUAUGCAUGUUGAUAUCGUUGGAGAGUGGGAUGAUCUACUAACAUCACUCACCAGUAUUUACGAGAAAGGUUUUUUCAGCGCUUCCUCCAGCCUUGAGCUUUCGAAAUGUAUCGUCCAAGCUGCAGUUUCAGGAAAAUUGCCUAGCAUGAACAGUAUGGCAGAGCUUGCUCUCAAAUUUUUAGAAGGAAAUAACUUUAUGGCAAGAUUGGAAAUUGCUAAAAAUUGUACUGUAUUUAUGAAGUAUCUGGAAAAGGAAGCCAUAGCAAAGCUAUUGUACAAGUUAAUUGACAGCUCAGCUGAAGUCGGGUUGGUUAGAACUGCUCUGUUGGCUCUUACUUCACUGUCAUCUAAGGAUUACUCGCUAAAUACUAUAUUCAAUAUUAUGAAUUACUAUGCAAAUGAGUCCUUUAUUGACAGGUAUUUCGCAAAGCAAUCACUAACAUACCUAUCGAAGAGUCAUCAAUUUUCUACUAUUAAUCAAUUAUUUGAAAAUAAUUGUCGAUUUUUUAUUUUGGAGUGGCUCAAAUCACAUAAGAGCCUUGACAAUAUACCAUUAGAUCUGAUUGGCUAUUCAACAAUGCCUCAGCUUGUUCAGACAAAUGCCAAAGAUAUAUUUCCUAUUGUAUUUGCUCAUUCUGAGGGACAAGGGCUUUUAGAAACACUUUGUUCGAGUAUGAAUAUGAAUUUGAAAGAUGGUAUUUCCAAAAAUUUUUGCUACAUUUUCGCCUAUUGCAAUGCCAUUUACACAGUGGAUGCAACCAAGGGUAAAUGGCUAAUAGAAUCAAAAUUAAGAGAAAUACUUGGAGCAUUAAUGGAUACCAUUCUUCGGUCUUCCAAUUUCAUUACUGAUAUUGUAAUUGAACUUCUUUUGCUGAUGUCAGACAGGCCUGAUAAUACAUUGAGCUUUUCCAGCUCUGUAAUCAAGAAAGGUGUAGAGACAUUGGCUAAAUCUCUGUCACCAAAAGAAAUUUUGAAUCUCGACAAGUUUUUGAGAACUUCAAAGCCCAGAAUUCAUAUCAUUUUAUUGAAUUUAUACGAACUGAUUACAUCGAAAGCUCAACCUAUUGAACGCAGAUUUUACAUAUUGAAGUCGUUUGUUGACGAAUUUUUAGGAGCAAACAUUUAUAGUCCUUUUGUUUUUCGAACCUUAAUUAACAUGCUGUUGAGUAGUACUGAUGUUGACUUUCCAUUGUCGGUCGAAAAAACAUGCUCAUUACUUCAAGUCAUACUUAAAUUAUUGAUACAUAACUUGAGCAAUAAUGACGCCAAGCAAGAGCUGUAUAAAUCCAUUCCGAAGAUACGCAACAAAAUGGUUAACCUCAUUACUACAAGUGGAUGUCCAACAACCUCUCCCAACACGAUCCUAGAGUUAUUAUUUGAGUCUACAAGUCUAGCAGAUGUCCUCAAAACCUUGGAGCCAUUUCCUGAUUUGCCUAUUUUUAAACCUCUUAAUGAGAAGCUUGCUAAUAUGCAAGGUCAAACAUCACAAGUUUCAGUACUAAUGGAUAAUUUCAUUAGAAGCGAACAUAUUUCUGUAUUCUCAAUUAGACAUAUUUCAAAAGCCAUGAGAUACCAUAGACAGUACAUUUUGGGUGUGUUGAGUCAGAACAAUCAAAUUUCGAAACAAGCAGACAGCCUGCUCACAAAAUUAAUUUCAAAAUUGUACAAUAUUUGCUCGGGAGAUUAUCCAGUAGAAUGGAAAGAAGAAGCUGUCGUUGGACUUGGAGAACUUGGGCUUAUUCAAAAUAUUGACAGGCUCAAGAUGUAUGACAAGAGUAUAGUCGAUGAGAUAGAUAUCAAUAAGGAUUCUUCUCAGCGCCAAACAGACAUAAUUAUUCAUUCCAAGAAGAAAAUAUUUUCAUUCAUCUGCUCGUAUCUGACAGACCCAGAUAUUAAUAUUGUCAAAGUGGCUUCAACUACUAUUAACAAUAUUCUGCAAACUACAGAAGGAAAAGAAAUAUGCUCCCGAUUUAUUGAUGCUGCUACUCGGUCUUGCUUGGAGCCAUUUAUUGACAACUCAGAUCCUUUUAUACUAGUACCACAUGUUUGCCCUCAAAAAGCAACACCAGCAAGCGUACAAUAUGAGCCCAUGAGUGACAACCUGUACGACACUACUAACAAGACUCACGAUGAAUGGGUUAGAGCUGUGACAAAGUCCUUACUAAGUACUGGAGUUACAGAUCCAAUUUUGGUGCGUUGUAGUGAGUUAUGUGGAGAAAAAACUGCUUUUGCAGAAUUUUUAUUCAUGCUUGCAGUCUUUGACAUUUCUUUGGGUGGAAAGGCAAAAGAAUUUUCAAAAAGUCUUUCUCUUCUUUUAAAGAAGCAUGUAUUUGAGAGUGUGCAUGCAAAGAAGGAAACUAUUGUGUUAAUGAUGAACACUCUCGAUCUAUUACAUAGAAAUUACAGAUUCGUUUCAAUGAACUCUAAAAAGAAACAAAAACCAAACAUUUCCAAAUGCUUCCUAUGCAUUGACUAUUUGACCAUUGCCAAAGCUGCUUCUCGCGCUGGUUUGCAUUUUUCAGCUCUCAUGUUUUCUGAAUUUUCAUAUGAAAAGGAUAAUGUUCUAACCCUCAUUGACAAAAAGUCCAUGGAAUUUGAAGAAAAGGCAGAAGAGUCACAAAAGUUACUUUUAUCAUUAUACAAUUCCAUUGACGAUCCUGAUGGUAUUUAUGGAGUCACAAAAAGUUAUGGUGUCGAGUCAAAAACUCUGCUGAGUAGUAAGGAAGGAGACUGGUCCAACACUCUUGGACUUUAUGAUGCAACUGUAUUGAAAGGACAUUCGCAAAGUUUGAUUGGAGCGUUCGAUGCCAUGAAAAAUCUCGGCCUUGAUCGAAUUUCGUCCAUCAUUAUGAAAGGUACCUCUCACGAUGAAAUUAUGCAAAACCCAGAACUCAGAGAGCAGUAUUUUGAAAAUUUAUGUAAGACCAUUUCAUUGGAAAAUCUAGAAAAACAUCCACCUUCCAUACAUUUAGAUUUCAAUGAGGCCAUAUACAAUUUACUGUAUGCCAUUGCGAAAGGAGAUUCUGCUCACUUUGAUUUGAUUUUACAAACUUACAGAAAACGUUUAUCUCAAUCGAUCAACUCAACAUCCAACAUGCAAUCUACUCUUGCAAAAUUGCAUUGUUUAUCUGAACUUGAAAAAGUAUGGGACAUUAAAUGGACUGAUAGAAAAUCCAUUGUAGAAAGAAUUCCAAAAGAUCACGAGUUGUCACUUGUCAAAGGUUCUAGUGGAAUAAGAAAUGACUCAUUUUUCAACGUUGAAACAGUACUCAAUGUGAGAACCUCUCUUUUCAAAAUACUUAAUCUUGGACAAACUUUAAUGGAGCAUCAAUGUGCUAUUGUUUCACUCGCUAGAAAGGAAGGACAGGAUCAAUUGGCGACAAAUUUAGUGAGUCAACUUACAACAACUGCAAACAAAGACCUUCCACUGUUUAUCAUCCAAGAAGCAAAAAAUCUCUACAAGAAGGGAGACACAACUGAAGCCAUAUCAAUUCUCAAAUUUCUUGCUCUCAAAGUUGAAGAACUCGACAAACAACGACAAACAACGGUGGAUAAAGAGCGGGCUCUCAAGUUGAGAGCAUUACACACCAAAGCCAUUUAUUUAUUGGGAAGAUGGGCUGGAGAAACAAGUACAGAAUCAUAUGAUAACAUUGUACGAUUCUUAUCGACUGCCAUUGAACGUCACGAUAACAAAGCAAAAGCUUACUAUCAUCUUGGAAAAUAUUAUGACUCUGCCUAUCAAAAUAUUGAACGAAAAGAAAACAGUGAAGACAGCAAGAGUUACAGAGAAUUGUUAAAAGAAAAUAAGGAUCUUCUUGCACAAUAUUUGAGGAAACGACAAGAGUUUAGAAAUGAGAAGGAAAUUCCAGCAGAUUUCAAAUCCAAAUUAAGUUACUUGCAAAAAAUUAUUGAUCUCGAUCAAAAAGAACAAGAAAAUAUUUCUGCACGAAAACAAAUGUACCGACAAGGUGUUCUCUCCAACUUUGUCAAUGCUACCAUUCUCAGCGAUAAUUAUGACCUUGUCAUUAUUCCUCGAAUUUUAAACAUUUGGUUUUCAAAUUCGAAUGAAGCCAUCAUUAACACUUUUAUUUAUCAGACCACAGUCGGCGCACAAAGAAAUGCUGCCGUUGUUCCUCCUUACAAAUUUGUGAAUCUAUUUUAUCAAAUUGCUUCUCGAUUGGCGUAUUAUGAGGAUCCUCAACACACCUUCAACAGUGCAGUGCAACACUUGUUGUACAAAAUUGCUCUUUCACAUCCUUAUCAUACCUUGCCUUUGCUCAUUCAAAUCAAGAAUGGUGAUCAGAAAAAUCAAAUGAUGACAAAAGCAGCACCAAUCAAACCAGAUCCUCUCAAGAUUAAUUCAGCCAUGGAAAUUAUUAAGAGACUUGCAAAAAAUAUUAAUCCUAUUGUGGAUGCCUAUACUACUCUUAUGGAUGCAAUCAUUCAAUUAGCAUUCCUUGAGUUAAGUCCAGAACAAAAAAGAAAUCAAUCCCAACCUCACAAACUAAGCUCUAAAUUAUUAAUUUCACAAAUCAAACCGUUAAGCAUUCCGGUUUUGACUGCUGACGUUCCAAUCAUUUCUACUGGAGAUUACAACAUGGCUUGUUUACCAUGCAUUCAGGGAUUUUCUGAAAACUUCUCAUUAGCAGGUGGAUUGAACUUGCCAAAAAUCAUUACUUGCAAAGCUUCCAAUGGAUCUAAUUACCGACAGCUUGUAAAAGGAAAUGAUGACAUGAGACAGGAUCACGUGAUUGAACAACUUUUUGGAGUGGUCAAUCAAUUACUUGCUAAAGAAAAAGAUACAAGAAAGAGAAAAUUACUCGUACGCACCUAUAAGGUCAUUCCUACUUCACCUACGAGUGGCAUUUUAGGAUUUGUAGAAAAUACUCAACCAUUAGCGACCGUUCUUAUUGGAACGAGUGAAGAUCCAACGAAUUGUCUUCAUGUCAAAUAUAGACCUGAUGAUAUUUCAAAUAAUGAAUGUCGAGCCCGAAUGGGUGCUUUGGAAAAGAAGAGAGAUACAGCAGAAAAUCGAAUUCAAGAAUUUAAGAGAAUUUGUGAACAAUUUAAGCCAGUGUUCCAUCAUUUCUUUUUAUCUCAAUUUCCAAAUCCUAGUGACUGGUUUGAGAAACGACAGGCCUAUACGAAAUCUGUGGCAACCAUUAGUAUGGUUGGUUAUGUCAUUGGUUUGGGUGAUCGACACGCCAGUAAUAUUUUGAUUGACCAGCAAUCGGGAGAAGCUGUUCACAUUGAUCUUGGAAUUUGUUUUGAGCAAGGAAAAUAUUUACCAAUUCCUGAAAUUGUUCCAUUCCGAUUAACACGAGAUAUCAUUGAUGGAUUUGGAGUAUGUGGAGUCGAAGGUACUUUCAAAAAUAGUUGUUAUGCAACCAUGAAUGUCUUGCGAAAUAAUAUGGAAGCAUUGUCUUUGGUGGUUGAAGUGUUUUUGCGUGACCCAUUGUAUAAGUGGGCACUGUCUCCUCUCGAAGCAAUGAAUUAUCAAACAAGUAAGGACAAGAGAAUAAUGCCAACACAAAAUACUGGAGAAGGUAACAAGAAUAAUAGAGAUGCUGAAAGAGCCUUAUUGAGAUUGAGGGAAAAGUUGUUGGGUCAGGAAGAGGGUAACAUGUUUGGUGUGAAGAGUCAGGUCAACAAGCUCAUUACAGAAGCUUCAGCAUUGGAAAACUUGGCAGUAAUGUUCCACGGAUGGGCUCCAUUCCUUUAA